Tupaia belangeri chinensis (Chinese tree shrew) is the source of this 3605-nucleotide messenger RNA. It is a transcript of the gene MMP14, whose product is annotated as matrix metallopeptidase 14. Gene Ontology annotation, molecular function: zinc ion binding; metalloendopeptidase activity. The transcript has 10 exons. The record is from RefSeq and is a predicted model, not a curated record. Lineage: Eukaryota; Metazoa; Chordata; Mammalia; Scandentia; Tupaiidae. Gene Ontology annotation, cellular component: plasma membrane; extracellular matrix. Gene Ontology annotation, biological process: collagen catabolic process; zymogen activation; skeletal system development. The coding region runs from base 281 to 2029 and encodes 582 amino acids.
UGUGGGAGAAGGGAGGGACCAGAGGAGAGAGCCAGAGAGGGCUCCCGACUCAGGACUCAGUUCGCCGACUAAGCAGAAGGAAGAUCAAAAAAGGGAAAAGAGCAGAGCAAACAGGCACUUUCAAGAACAAUUCCCCCAUUCCAAGCCGGCAGCGCUCUAGGGAUCCAAAUCCAGGGCCUACCGAGGACAAAGGCAACCCCGAGGGAGAGGCGGCGCGACCCCAGGGCGUGGGCCCGGCCUCGGAGCCCGCACUGUCCCGCUGCCCCGACGGUCGCGGACCAUGUCUCCCGCCCCACGACCGUCCCGCAGCCUUCUGCUCCCCCUGCUCACGCUCGGCACCGCGCUCGCCUCCCUCGGCUCGGCCCAAAGCAGCAGCUUCAGCCCCGAACCCUGGCUACAGCAGUAUGGCUACCUGCCUCCUGGGGACCUACGUACCCACACCCAGCGCUCACCCCAAUCACUGUCGGCCGCCAUCGCUGCCAUGCAGAGGUUCUACGGUUUGCAAGUGACAGGCAAGGCUGAUGCAGACACCAUGAAGGCCAUGAGGCGCCCCCGCUGUGGUGUUCCAGACAAGUUUGGGGCUGAGAUCAAGGCCAAUGUUCGAAGGAAGCGAUAUGCCAUCCAGGGCCUCAAAUGGCAACAUAAUGAGAUCACUUUCUGCAUCCAGAAUUACACCCCCAAGGUGGGCGAGUAUGCCACAUACGAGGCCAUUCGCAAGGCAUUCCGCGUGUGGGAGAGUGCCACACCACUGCGCUUCCGCGAGGUACCCUAUGCCUACAUCCGCGAGGGCCAUGAGAAGCAGGCCGACAUCAUGAUCUUCUUUGCCGAGGGCUUCCAUGGCGACAGCACGCCCUUCGAUGGCGAGGGUGGCUUCCUGGCCCAUGCCUACUUCCCGGGCCCCAACAUUGGCGGAGACACCCACUUUGACUCUGCUGAGCCCUGGACUGUGCGGAAUGAGGAUCUGAAUGGGAACGACAUCUUCCUGGUGGCUGUGCAUGAGCUGGGCCAUGCCCUGGGCCUUGAGCAUUCCAAUGACCCCUCUGCCAUCAUGGCGCCCUUCUACCAGUGGAUGGAUACAGAGAACUUCGUGCUGCCUGACGACGACCGCCGGGGCAUCCAGCAGCUCUAUGGGAGUGAGUCAGGGUCCCCUACCAAGAUGCCCCCUCAACCCAGGACCACCUCCCGGCCCUCUGUCCCUGAUAAGCCCAAAAAUCCCACCUAUGGGCCCAACAUCUGUGAUGGGAACUUUGACACCGUUGCCAUGCUCCGAGGGGAGAUGUUUGUCUUCAAGGAGCGAUGGUUCUGGCGGGUUAGGAACAACCAAGUGAUGGAUCAAUACCCAAUGCCCAUUGGCCAGUUCUGGCGAGGCCUACCUGCAUCCAUCAACACUGCCUAUGAGAGGAAGGAUGGCAAAUUUGUCUUCUUCAAAGGAGAUAAGCAUUGGGUAUUUGACGAAGCCUCCCUGGAACCUGGCUACCCCAAGCACAUUAAGGAGCUGGGUCGAGGCCUACCUACUGACAAGAUCGAUGCCGCUCUCUUCUGGAUGCCCAAUGGAAAGACCUAUUUCUUCCGUGGAAAUAAGUACUACCGUUUCAAUGAGGAGCUCAGGGCGGUGGACAGCGAGUACCCCAAAAACAUCAAAGUCUGGGAAGGAAUCCCUGAGUCUCCCAGAGGGUCAUUCAUGGGCAGCGAUGAAGUCUUCACUUACUUCUACAAGGGGAACAAAUACUGGAAAUUUAACAACCAGAAGCUGAAGGUAGAGCCGGGCUAUCCCAAGUCAGCCUUGCGGGACUGGAUGGGCUGCCCAUCGGGAGGCCGGCCUGACGAGGGGACUGAGGAGGAAACGGAGGUGAUCAUCAUCGAGGUGGACGAAGAGGGCAGCGGGGCAGUGAGCGCGGCCGCCGUGGUGCUGCCCGUGCUGCUGCUGCUCCUGGUGCUGGCGGUGGGCCUCGCAGUCUUCUUCUUCAGGCGCCAUGGGACCCCCAAGCGGCUGCUCUACUGUCAGCGCUCUCUGCUGGACAAGGUCUGACCCCCACUGACAGCCCACCCACUCCUCCCAUGAGGACUUGGCCUUUGAAGGCCAGUGGCAGCAGGUGGUGGUGGGUGGGCUGCUUCCACCUGUCCUGAGACCCCUCCCCCCAGCGUCCCUUCUUCUCUCUGUCCCCUGAUGGUCCUCUCCCACCCUCCCUCACCCCUGGCAUUGCUUCUUCCCUAGACAGGAGCCCCGAGGGCUGAGUGGGAGGGCAGCCCCUUCCAGCUUCUGCCCCUCAGGGAAGCCCUGCAGCUUGAUGUGUGUCCAGCCCUAUCUGAAUGUCAUGAGGGCUCUGCACUUGAAGGCAGGACCCUCGGACCUCGCUGGCAAAGGUCAAAUGGGGUUAUCUGCUCCUUUUCCAUCCCUUGACAUACCAUAAACCUCUGAACUCUGACCUCAGGAGGGUCUGGGCACUCCAGCCCUGCAAGCCCCAUGUGUACCCAGUAAGCAGCCUCCCACCGCUCACUUUCUGGCUAAAAGACAUCUAAUCUUGGGGGGCAGAGACCUGAGGCAUGGGCAGGGGUGAGGACUGCCCAGCUUCCCUAAGACCUUGGGAGGAUAUCUCAGAGAGAGUCUUCCUUGCCUGGUCAGUCGCGUCCCUCUCCACAAAGAUCUGCCUCUGCCCCACCUUCCCAAGGACCUCCAAGGAAGGAGCCUGAGCCAUUAAGGACGAAACUGGGGCUGCAGAAGCCUUUGCAGCCUGCCCUUCUCAGAGGGUAGCCUUGAGUGGGGAUUUUCAGGUUGGAAGAACCGAAACAGGGGCCCAGCUCCCAGUGGGGUGGGGCCAAGGGGAAAGAUUCAGGUCUGGAGCCCUGGGGGUGAGCCUGAAGGCCCCAAGAAAACUUUGCUCCCACAUGAGCAGAGCAGUCAGAGGGAACAAGAUGGGACCAGAAGAGGAAAUGAGGGCGUCCCACAGCAGAGAACCAUUGUGGCUGGGCGACCAGGCCAGCAGGGCUGCCCCAAUGGGCCAUGGUACCCAGGGCAAGGCGUGUUCCAUUUGUGUGCUCAGGAAGGGCCCUAAGGAUGAGCACUGGCUCCUCUUCGAUCUUCCUUGCAGACCAGCCAGUGUGGAGGGGAAGAUGGGAGGCACAGAGGAAGGCGCAGAGAGGGCACACAGACUGGGACUGGAGACUUGGGGACUUUCGUGAGAGAGGCCACUUAGUUGAGGACUAGAGGAGGCUGCCAGAGGCCUGCGGCGCUAGUCUUUGUCCACCUCGCCGUGUCAGUGAGAGGGCAGGUGCCCGGGCAUUACUUCACAGUGCCCGGACUCAGUCUGUCUUCUUGGUGUCCUGCCCUCCCUCUCCCCAACCAGCCCACCCAAUGGAAGUCUCCUUCGACCACCAAAGGUGGUGGUCAUGGUACCGGGGACUUGAAGAGGGACCCUGUGGAGGAGUGAGAGGAGAAGCAUGUAGGGCGGGGGGGGGCCUGGGAGUAGGGAAAAUGGGGAAAAUGGUGCUGGCAGUUCGGCUAAAUUUCUGUCUUGUUUGUUUUUUUUUUUGUUUUUGUUUAAUGUAUAUUUUUAUUAUAAUUAUUAUAUAUGAAUUCCAUUCAAAUUGUUCCCUUUUAACAAGGG